Molecule: messenger RNA, 4295 nt
Organism: Haliaeetus leucocephalus (bald eagle)
Lineage: Eukaryota; Metazoa; Chordata; Aves; Accipitriformes; Accipitridae
Product: guanine nucleotide exchange factor VAV3-like
Exons: 7
Biological process (GO): cell migration; regulation of GTPase activity
Cellular component (GO): plasma membrane; cytoplasm
Molecular function (GO): protein binding; guanyl-nucleotide exchange factor activity
Source: RefSeq, a predicted model, not a curated record
UUCUAGGGCAGAAAUCUAACAACAGGAGAGCUUGGAUUCUUCCCAAGUGAUGCAGUAAAGCCCAGCCCAUGUGUUCCUAAACCAGUAGAUUACUCUUCACAACUGUGGUUUGCAGGAGCAAUGGAAAGAUUGCAAGCAGAGAGUGAACUUAUUAACAGAGUAAAUAGCACUUACCUGGUGCGGCACAGGACCAAAGAGUCAGGAGAAUAUGCAAUUAGUAUUAAGUACAAUAACGAAGUGAAACACAUCAAGAUUUUAACAAGAGAUGGCUUUUUCCACAUUGCAGAAAACAGAAAAUUUAAAAAUUUAAUGGAACUAGUAGAAUACUAUAAGCACCACUCUCUCAAAGAAGGCUUUAGAAGUUUGGAUACUACUCUUCAAUUUCCAUACAAAGAAUCUGAAAACUUAGUGGGACAAAGGAGUAACAGAACAGGUGGCAACUUGCUAAGCCCGAAGGUGAUAGGCAUUGCCAUAGCCAGGUAUGACUUCUGUGCAAGAGACAUGAGAGAGCUGUCCUUACUGAAAGGGGAUGUUGUAAAAAUUUAUACAAAGAUGAGUGCCAAUGGCUGGUGGAGAGGUGAAGUAAAUGGAAGGGUGGGCUGGUUUCCAUCAACUUAUGUUGAAGAGGAUGAAUGAAUUAAAAACUUUCCUCUGCUGACCAGCAGUUUCAGGGAUUGUAAAAAUUUAAUAUCUUCAAAGUGUUACUGGUUUUGUUAAGUAUUUAAACAGCAGCAUUUUUGUCAGUCUGAACCUUCCAGUCUUAAUGUUGGAAUUUAUACAGAAGUUUGUGCUGACAGAUUAUUACGUUGCCCAGAGCUGUGCAAGAAACAACCUGCCAGUUUGCCAUCACUGGGGAUCAGUACAAAGACCAACCCUCACCUUCCCAGAAGAUCUCCGGAAAACAAAUUUCUUUAUGCUCCUUUUCAUUUCACCCUGUACUACACCACGAAUACUAGCUAUGGCUGAAUAUUUAAUAAGUCUCUUUUCUUCUAGCUACCAUCUGUGAUGGUACAAGGAGAUGAAGGCUUAUUAUUCCUUAUCACUGCAUGCAGAAAACAGAGUUCAGUCAUUCCAGUGGGCAUAAAGUACAGUCAGUAGACUUGUCUUGAAACAUCAAACUACUUAUCACCUUACAAACAGUUUUACACUCAUAAAAACAUUCUGAAGGAAAUAUGUAGUAAACAUGAGUAGCAUUCAUGCAUAUAUAAUUAGUUAACUGACUACUUUGAGGUCCUACCUAAAUUGUCUAACAAUUUGUUGAAAGACAACAUUUUAAAAAGGUGUAGUGACGUCGUAUUGCUUGAACAAGCAUCCACAAAAUGGAAUUGUGGGAUCCUUUCUUUGUCAGUCUUUUUGUGUGAGUUUUUUUUCAUUUAAGCAGCCAACCAUAGAAGUGCAACUGAAGAGAGUCAUGACAAGAUGAGUUUUAAAAUUUUCAGCAUUAACAUUAAAUCAAUAUUGUAGACCUAUUCUGUAGGAGAAUAUACUAAUGGAGGAUGAUGUCAAUUCUCAAGAACAAAACUGUUUAUCUUAACCUCUUGAAUGAUUCAGAUAAACUUCGAUGCUUCCAACCCUAAACUGUCUUUUCCUAGUUAAACAGGAGUUUCUAUCACCUUUUGUGCUCUUACAAAGUCACGCAAAGGGAACUUGCAGAUUACUUUGUGCCCUUUCUUCUCUUGUUCCCUGGGAUGUUAACGGCAGUUCAAUGAGUGAGUGGUCUUGUUGCAGUGUUAUGAGCAUCCCAAGGAAAAAAGUGCCUAGGUUAGCUAGCCUGAAACAUCAGGCCUUGUAAAGUGGUGUCCACCCUUUGGUGAGGCAGUGUUUUAAUAUAUUUAUGGAGGGUCAGAAGUGCUGUAGUUAUAAGCUAAAAUAAAUGUGGGUGGUGUCUUCAGAUGUGCAGUUUUGAAUAUUUAGAUAACAUCUAACCUGGCUUGAAAACUUCUAAGAAAGUAAGGCUCUUAAAUGCAUUUUGUUUUUAGGGUGAUGUUGACCAAUCAAGAAAGUUAAUUCAUCCUGUCCCACAUCCUCUCUUUUGCUUUUCCCUAUCCUCUUUUCACAUAGGUGUCUUGCAAUUAGCAUGCAUAGAUACAGUACAAUUUAACACUGUAGUUUUUCCCACUCUGCAAGAAACAUAAUAUCCACUGUUCGUCCACAGAGCAGAAUCUGCUAGUACGUAUUUCAGGUACUCUUUGGCUGUCCCCAAUGUUCUUUGCUUCUUUCUGGCCUCCUUCUGGCCCUCAGGAAGGACCAAGCACAGCACAGAGGAUUCACAAUAAUCCUCUUUGUCUCUGCAACUAUCUUACCCAUCUGCUACACCUAGCAUACACUGCUGUGUGACCAGGUGAAACAGAGGAUCUUCUAAUUAGAAAUUCUCCACUUGUGAGAUUCAGCCUUGCAGAUGAAACUCUGCUGAUGCUCUAGCUUUUCAAGGAUUUACCUCGAAAUUAUGUAAACUGUGAUUGUGUUGAGUACAUUACUUGAUGGAGCAAUUGAGACCAUUUGUAAAUAAUGUAGAUUAUGCAUAAAACAUAUUUUGUAAAUGAUGUGUACAACAGUGUAGACCAGAGUAUGCUGGUUUUGAUCUUUUUUUUUGCCAUGCAGUUGUAUUGUCUAUUGUGAGCUUGAUCCUAUAUUCCUUAAGUAGACGAAGUUGAUUCUUUCACAGUUUUGCCUUCUCAAGGGGUAGAGGAGUAAGCUCUAGGCCUGUGAAAUGUUUAGUGCUUUGCUGUCACAGAGUUCUGAGAGGAGGCAAUUUAAUUCAAUAUGAGUUGAGAAAUACAUCAGUCACUUUCAGCAGCUUGGUUUUAGAAUAAGUUUGAGUAGUCUCUCCAUCCUGAAGUUGCUGUAAAGCUUUUAAGCAAUUCCUGAGUCCAGUAAUCGGCCUUUGAUAAGAAUGAAAGCCAUAGCUAAACUCACUUUUGUGGCAUAAAUCUACAUAUCAUUGUCUGUGUUUAAUGCCCUGUAUUGAUUGAGUUAAUGCUGCAUCUUAAACUAUAUUUUGAGUACCAAAGACUUCCUAAAUAUUCUGGAGUGUCUCUUUCAUGUGCUGCUUUUGCCUGUUACAGAGGUUUUGUUGUCAUGCAAUAAUGGAGUUUCAGUACUUUAAUUUGUACUAUUUUGUAAAUAUGUUAAAUAUAAUAAACUGGUUAAUUUUUUGUUUAAUGGUAUGCGUCAAAAUGCGUAGUUGUCUAGUAUGAAGGUUGUGCUUUGUUUGUCUAACCACCUUCUCAUAGCAAGCAGAAGUUGAUAAUGUUCUGUUUUGGUUUCCCAGAUUUGUAUAAUCCUUGUUUAGCUGUAAAAUGGAGCUGUCAAUGUAAAUGGGAUAGUACAGCUUUCCUUGAGAGCUUUUUGUUGCUGGGAUAAUUUGCCUUCUGCCACAUCCAGGAAGGUGGUAGGGUUUUUUGUUUUGUUUUUUAGCUAUGGAGAAUAUUGUGGAAUCAGUCAUAUACUAUUGAUUUUUGUCUGUCAGAGAUGAUACUUGUAGUUUUUUGAUUGAAAAGCAGUUGUUCUUAAAAAGUUUUCUUUUAUGUGUCAUGUUUCAUAGCAAUGUUCUUUCUCUUCCACCUUCUGCUUUCUCCCUCUGUCAUGUGUGAAUUAACAUGCAAAUUCAAGUUGAAUUGAGCUCAAAUCUGAAAAUAUAGUCUGUGUCUGAUUUCAUGGGCUACUUGAUAAUAUUUUCAUGGUGUAACCCAUUCAUGCAUUUUUUACGAUAUAACAUUCAUUAUUGAUAUGUUUAUAAAAAUAUUUCUGAACAGGUGAAUUAAUUCAGGAAGGUCAGUGAUGAUGUGAUUGCAGUGUUGUUUCAUUCUGUCCCUUCUGUUUUUCAGUAGCAGAGAUUUUCUUGUGGAACUGCCCUUCUAACAGAUAAUUAUUAAACUUAAUGAGGCAUUUACACAUCUCUACAGAUGUAAGGCAUAAUUUUCCUGUCACCCAUGAACAUAUCACAUAACUAAGAGUCACACCUAACGCGAGAUGCAAAAAUGUUUCUCAAUUAAAUUCUCUUGUUAACAAUAUCACACUCAGUCACAGACGUUCUCCUUCCCCUUAUAUGCGAGAAGAGAUGUGUGUCCUCUGAUGGGUGAGAAAUUGAGAAAGCACUGUAAUUAGGGCAUAAGAACCACUUGUGACUGUGUUCUGAAUAAUUUUUUUCAGUUACAAGGCUUGGAAGCUUAUUUGAAAAUCUCAGCUUGAAAAAAAAUAAUCUAACUUGAACAAUGAAAAUUAUGCCAACCAGGCUACCUUUUUCUUUUGCCUCACAGGCAAGCUCUAGGUGCUCUAUGAAGGAGAAGAAAAGG